AUGAAAAGAUACAAAUCAAAGUUGGAUCGACGUCUUGGAGUCUGUAUUUUUCUGUGUUUCGUUACGAUAGCUUGUAUUCUGUGCAUUUAUGGUUUGAUGCACAAAUCUGUUAAUGAUGAACUUACAAUUUAUGUUAAUCGAACUCAUCAAAUUGCUAAGGAAUUGAAACAUGCAAUGCACGAGAGCUAUCCAAGAGACAACCACAGUAUUCCAGAUUUGGAUGGGAAACGAUGGAUGACUGUCGAAGAGCUGGAGUACGACGCCGAGUUGCUUCGGCAGACAAACUCAUCGAUAUGGACACUAUUUUGGUGGAACAUUGUUCUGGCUGCUUUUCUCCUCCCAAUUCUUGCCCUCGUUCACUGUGACGUUGUUGAGGGGAACUUGGCGAAGCUCAUCUACAGGGGUAUCCUAGUUGGAUGUCUGAUUUUCUGUAUCGCUCAGCUACUGUAUCUGAUACACCCUCUUUUAUGGGGAGCAGCAAAGUUCCCAGGGAUGGUGGAUCGACUAUUUACGGAAGCGUAUCCUAGAGAUGAGUACCAUAUCAACGGAAUCAAGGAACGAUUCGCUUGUGAAUUCGAAACUAACGAAAUGCUCGUGCGUUUCGACCUCCAGCAACCCUGUAUACCAAAGCUGAAAAACUCGCUUCUGCCUGCGUACAUGGUGAUUUUGCUGAUAUUCAUCGAUAUCCUUCCAUUCCUAUACGCUGCCUUUAUCUAUGCAUGGGAUGCUUGGAUCAAGAACAGCAAAAUGUUCAGAAAUGCUCGAAAGAGAGUGGAAUUGAAUAAUUCAAGAAGGGUUCCUUUUCCAAAACAUAACGACUACAAACCACCUCAGCAACAAACACCAAAGUUGGUAGAACUAUGA
Molecule: messenger RNA, 864 nt
Organism: Haemonchus placei
Lineage: Eukaryota; Metazoa; Nematoda; Chromadorea; Rhabditida; Trichostrongylidae
Source: the annotation of a GenBank genome assembly